CACCAUGGCUGGCAUCCCUGUGCCCGUCCGCAACGCCAUUAGCAGCUCCUACAGCUCCACUGGCGGCCUGUUGCGGCCGAGGAAGCGGGGCUGGCCCACGUCGAGUGCCUUCUGCGGGCCGGCCGCCUCCUGCUCCAAAAUACCAGAGAGGCCAGCAAAGGUGAGUGGGGAGGAGGCGCUGGGGCCUCGCUCCAGUACCUCACCUCCCUUGGUGACGGACAGGGAGUCCCAGAGAGGAAGAGCGGUAGGUGCAGCCGCGGAGAAACCAGGCUUGCGGAAUUCCCCACCUACACCUGGCGGCUCCUGGCCGCAUAAAAGGAAGUUUCCUGAGCAGCUUUCCGGGGGAGGGGACCUGGGGACUCUGCCUCCCGCGCCCCGGCUGGGCUAUCCUGUCACUCUGGGAGAUGGUGACAUGGCAACUAAAGGUUCAUCUCGGUGGCUUAACAAGCCCUUGGAGCACAGGAUGGAUGCUGCCCAAGAGUCUGCCCCCGAGAGCCCACCCCGCACUCAGCCUCCCAGCGCGCUCCCGCUGCCUGCAGCCAGCACUGCGCCCUCAUCAGCUGCCUUCUGGGGCCCGAUAAAGAGGCAGACUGCUCGGCGGUUUCCAGCCUUCCCAGAAUAUGCUGGAGUAGCAGCGACGGUGGCCCCUUCGCCUGCGAAGAUAGCCCGCCUAAUGGGCCCUGUUUCCUGUCCAGCCUUCCCAGAAUAUGCUGGAGUAGCAGCGACGGUGGCCCCUUCGCCUGCGAAGAUAGCCCGCCUAAUGGGCCCUGUUGACUCUUCACGGCCACAGCGUCUUCCCAACUCUUUAGGCCUCAAGCCCGCAGCCCCUUGUGCGGGACUGAUCUCUGCUCCUGUUAUGAUGGCAAGUGAUACCAAGUCCCCGCCAACCCUCCGGGCUGAGACAUCUGCCAAAGUCACCAUGCCACAGGGCCCGCUCCCUACCUCCUCUCCACCGAUGCUGCUGGACAAGCCACGCACUCCACCUCCUGACGCUGUCUGCCCUCGUGGUGCUGCUCCUGAGAACUUGACCGCACCCAUGCUGAAGGCCAUGUGUACCACCACAUCUGGAAGUCAGAGUGCAGGCCCUUUGCCAUCUGGCCCCAUACUCACAACUCCAACUUCUUCCAGCUCUACUAUGGUGACAACAACCUGUACCUCCAUCCUGAAUUUAAAGCCGGCACCUCUGCGCUUGGCCAGACACGUCAAGCAGACCACGAUUUCAACAACCACACCAACAUCAACUGCUACAACCACAAUCCAGGCUCCUGCCUCCUCUCGCUGGGCUCCAGCCUCAACUGCUCCAGCCUCCACUAACCGGGCCCCAGCCUCAACUGCUGCAGCCUCCACUAACUGGGCCCCAGCCUCAACUGCUGCAGCCUCCACUAACUGGGCCCCAGCCUCAACUGCUGCAGCCUCCACUAACUGGGCCCCAGCCUCAACUGCUGCAGCCUUCACUAACUGGGCCCCAGCCUCAACUGCUGCAGCCUCCACUAACUGGGCUCCAGCCUCAACUGCUGCAGCCUCCACUAACCGGGCCCCAGCCUCAACUGCUCCAGCCUCUACUAACCGGGCCCCAGCCUCAACUGCUGCAGCCUCCACUAGCCGGGCCCCAGCCCCAACUACUGCAGCCUCCACUAGCUGGGCCCCAGCCUCAACUGCUCCAGCCUCUACUAACUGGGCUUCAGCCUCAACUGCUGCAGCCUCCUCUCACCAGGCGCCUGCAUCCACCAGCCGGGCUCCUGACGCUCUCUCCUCUGGUGGUGGUAGUGCUGCUGCUAACGACUUGUUUACAAUGUUUGAAGCGAUGUGUGUGACUGCACCUGGAAAUAAGAAAAAGGGCCCUUUGCCAUCUGGCCCCAUACUCACACCUCCAACUUCUUCCAGGUCUAACACCAUGUGGACAACAAGUUUAAAGCUGGCACCUGUGCGCUUGGCCAAACACAUCAAGCAGACCAAUGGAGCAACAACGACACCAGCCUCAACUGCUGCAGCCUCCUCUCACCAGGCUCCUGCGUCCACCAGCCGGGCUCUUGACGCUCUCUCCUCUGGUGGUGGUGCUGCUGCUGCUAAUGACUUGUUUACAAUGUUUGAAGCGAUGUGUGUGACUGCACCUGGAAAUAAGAAAAAGGGCCCUUUGCCAUCUGGCCCCAUACUCACACCUCCAACUUCUUCCAGGUCUAACACCAUGUGGACAACAAGUUUAAAGUCGGCACCUGUGCGCUUGGCCAAACAUAUCAAGCGGACCAAUGGAGCAACAAUGACACCAGCCUCAACUACCCCUGCCUUGUCUAGCUGGGCUCUAGCCUCAACUGCUCCAGCCUCAACUGCUGCGGCCUCCACUAGCCGGGCCCCAGCCUCAACUGCUCCUGCCUUGUCUAGCCAGGUUCUUGCCUCCCGUGCAGCUGCCUCUGCCACAACUACGAGUACAAGCAAAGACUCUUUUUGGCUUUGGUGUCAGCGAUAUGACCAGCGCCCUGAAAAGAAAACCCACUUCUGGCUUUGGUGUCAGCGAUGUGACCAGCCCCUUGGCGACCGAGACUGUUUUUGGCUUUGGUUUCAGCACCCCGAGCAACAUAACUGUUUUUGGCUGUGGGGUCAACGGUGUGACCAGCCCCCUGACAGCAAUGAGUGCUUUUGGCUAUGGUGUCAGCGAUGUGUACAAGGUCCUGGGCAACCUGAGUCCUUUUGGAUUUGGGUUCAACGUAGUGACCAACGCCCUGAGCUGUGGGGCUAACAGCACAGCCUUUCCUCUUUGGUGCUCCAUGUGCCUCAUUGCCUGCUUUACCCCAGCUGUGGGGUUCUAUAUUCCAGUUUUGCAAGCUUCAUACUAGGCCAAUAUCAACCACAAUCACUGGUUUUGGCCAGUCCCUCCUCAGGGAAGCUAAGAUAGUUUCCUGUGCUGCUUUUCUUCCUUGCCUGGGAUCCGUGUAGGGAAGAUCACCCCUAUUCUAUGUUAGGGAGUCCAGACCAAUGAGCCAUACUUUCCGAUGGUAUUUUAGUUCUUCUUCUCAGAGUUCUCUCCAACCCUUCCCCAUUCCUCCCUUUUUUCCAAAACUAUAUACCCCAGGCACUCUUUUUGGGAAAAAAUAUUUGCAUAUGUGUAAAUUAAAAAGCAAACAUUAUUUGAAUGUUUUUGAAUAAAAUUAUUUUUAAUUUGAUAUACAUUGUCUUUGAAAUUCCUUCAUGCUGAGCUUAUGAAAGUGGUUAUGUUUAAACACUGUGAAGGAGAAAUUAGCUGUGAAGUUAUGCGUGUGACAUGGAUGUAACCGGUCUCCUGUGUUGACGGAAGUUGGAUGUUCUGUGGUAGGGACUGCUCCUCGUGCCCAAGAAGGACCCUGAGGUCUGACUUGUUGAUGCUUGGCUGUGCCUAAACCACAACUUCUACGGUGCCUAUCAGGAUCGGAGGGCCGGUGGUGAGACACGGGUGUGGAAAUCAGGCUUGUAUGUACUCAGGUAGAGCCUCUUAGUUUAGUACUCUGAGCUGGUUCACUCCAGCUCCACGGGCAGAAUGAUUAAUCUAGCAUCCUCCUGCAGAUGGUGUCCGGGUAGGGCCUGAAGGAGUGUAGGUGUGAGCGUGGGUUUGGCAUGCACUGCACAGGAGCAGGAAACUGGGUCUUCCCUCUACAAAUCAAAUACAGACUUAAUUCCUGUUGAGUGGAGUUGGAAUUUUUAGUAUGA
Oryctolagus cuniculus (rabbit) is the source of this 3678-nucleotide messenger RNA. NCBI's taxonomy places the organism in Eukaryota, Metazoa, Chordata, Mammalia, Lagomorpha, Leporidae. The record is from RefSeq and is a predicted model, not a curated record.